GAAGUUCCCUCCUUUCUCUCGUUGGUGAGCCUCUCGAGCGAAGUAUGGCCCCUAGCCGGUGUCGCCGGACAGGCUCCCACAAGGCACAUUCCUUGGCGCGCCAAUGGAAGACGAAGCGGCGGCGCCGGGAUCUGGAUCAGAUCCACGAGGACAUGCUGCCUGAGAAAUCGGCCAAGCUGCUGCGCCAAGAGCCGGACCCUGACAUGCCCGGGAGCGCCCAGCACUAUUGCCUGCAUUGCGCGCGAUACUUCGUUGAUUUAAAAAGCAUGAAGGAUCACUUCAGAUCUAAGGUUCACAAAAAGAGACUGAAGCAGCUGAGUGAGGAGCCGUACACCCAGGAGGAAGCAGAGAGAGCGGCUGGAAUGGGGUCCUAUAUACCUCCGAAGAAAGUCGAAGUCCACACACAACCGUUGGAUGAGAUGGAGGAAUCUGGCUGAGAGACGUGGAGCCCAUCUGAAAAUUCUGUAGAUAACUUGAGACAGUGGGGGGGGGGGUGAUUUGGCAUGUGACAUGAGGCUUCAACCACAACUAUUUCAUGGUAGUAGAACUGGGGCAUAAAAUGGCUUCAGUGGACAUAAGCAUCGCUUUUAUUUUUUGUGACGGAACCAGCACUCUUAUCCUGUCCUUUUGGCAGAAGAUGGAGUUCAGCUGGAGGUCUGGGAGCGGAUGAGCAGACCUCCCCACUGUCCUAUUGACCUGCUUAUGUAACUAAUUGCGUCUCUUAUAGCGGCUCAUGUUUGUAAGCCGUGACUGUGGAUUUUUAGCAUUCUGCUCUGAAUGUGACCUUUCUCCAGCUUCCAAAUGAGACCCUUUUAAUAAAUGAGCUGGCAAGCUGCUGGGCUGACCCUGG
Molecule: messenger RNA, 850 nt
Organism: Podarcis muralis (Common wall lizard)
Lineage: Eukaryota; Metazoa; Chordata; Lepidosauria; Squamata; Lacertidae
Gene: ZNF593
Product: zinc finger protein 593
Molecular function (GO): zinc ion binding; nucleic acid binding
Source: RefSeq, a predicted model, not a curated record